Molecule: messenger RNA, 2184 nt
Organism: Myxocyprinus asiaticus (Chinese sucker)
Lineage: Eukaryota; Metazoa; Chordata; Actinopteri; Cypriniformes; Catostomidae
Product: frataxin, mitochondrial-like
Exons: 6
Coding region: 55-699 (214 amino acids)
Biological process (GO): intracellular iron ion homeostasis; iron incorporation into metallo-sulfur cluster
Cellular component (GO): mitochondrion
Molecular function (GO): ferric iron binding; 2 iron, 2 sulfur cluster binding; iron chaperone activity
Source: RefSeq, a predicted model, not a curated record
AAGGACACAAUCUUCAGUUUGACUAGUCAGAGACUUCCAUCCUUGUUUGACAAUAUGUCAAUGUUAACUAAUACCUGUAAAUGUCACUGUCUUUAUCUACUGAACCUGAACUCCAGAUGGCAACAAGCGUCCAGACUGAUAACAAUGAUCGGUGGACCUUGUUCAACAGAAGUUCACUCAGUGUGUGGCGGCAGAUUUAAGAGUAUUUCUUCUGCAAAGACGGAUGUGAGGACCAAUGUUUUGGGAGGACGCACACACACAAAGUGGUUUAAUAGCACUCUACAGAGAAGAGACCUUCAUUUAAGCGCACCUCUUGAGGAGGAAAAUGCACUUCGGGUCAGAGAACUAACAGAGACAGAGUAUGACAGACUAGCAGAAGAGACACUCUACGCUUUAGCAGAUUAUUUUGAAGACCUCACAGAUGAGAGCUUCACUGGAAUGGACUAUGAUGUCGUAUUCUCUAAUGGUGUGCUGACAGUAAAAGUGGGUUCUGACCAUGGUACAUAUGUCAUCAACAAGCAAACACCCAACCGGCAGAUUUGGCUCUCCUCACCAACAAGUGGGCCAAAACGCUAUGAUUGGACGGGGGAGCGAUGGGUGUAUGCUCACGACGGCGUGGCUUUGCACAAUCUGCUCUCCAAAGAAUUUUCCCUCAUCUUUCAAUCAAAAAUCGACCUGUCACAUCUCAUUUACUCAUGACAAGACCAGAGUGAAGAACGGAUACCAUAUAGAUCCUUUCCAUUCACAGCAGUUGAAUGUCGUCAUCUCUUUGGUUAAACAAUACGAUGGCAAGUUACUACUGUAGCCAGUUCUCAAACAUCCUGGAUUUAUUUUUAGAUAGAUGUUUUAUGAUUUACAGUGACGGCACAAAUUAUUUUGAUACUUUUCGGCUCUUAAGACGUGCAUUAGAAGCAAAAUAUCAAUCCAAGAGGCAUCUGCAAACAAAUGAUUCUAGACUUUUUCCUCAGAACUAACUUUACUAUUGUUGUAAUUGCAUUGAACAUUUUUAGUCUCAAAGUGAUUUUUAGUGGUUAUGCAGGUGUCUUAGCAGAGUUCAUCACAUUAACUACUGGCAUAUUCCACUAACUGGUUCGGGUUUGACAACCAGAAAGUGUCUAAAUCAUUUUUUUCUUAAUUUUGAACAAUGUAUCGUUUUUUUUUUUUUUUUUUUUUUUUUUAAUGAUUUAAAACCUAACAAACUUCAUUAAAAAAACUUGUUUGUGCUAUAAUUAUUUUAAAUAAAUACCCAUACAUGUAUAUCAAAUGCAAAGACAUUCAUUUAUAAGUGUGGCUUAAGUGUCCAAAUAACAUUUGGUUGUGUACAAUUGUGUAAUAUAAAACUUGCACUCAGCCGCAAGUUCUCUAUGCUUUUUGUUUGCUGACGUACCUUCAAAACAGACCAGUGCUGCCAAAUUUCAUAAACAACAAAUCCCAGGAGAUUACAGACCUCAAGAAUGAUUUAUUUGUCUGUUUCAAAUCUGUACACAGUUAUGAGCUUUAAACACACUCAGAACAGCAGAAUGUGCUCCCAUAAUCAAAUCCCUGUAAAUAAAUUUGGUUAGAUUAAAUCCAGAUUAAAAGGUUCACAUUUAAUGGCUUGUAAACCAGAUAAAUAAGACAAAUGGACACAGAUUGUAUUUUGGGAGCUUUUAAGUUAUCCCUGCAUAUACCUGGCUCUGGUUGAACUGUAAGAGGCUAUUGGGUAGAUCUAGGAAAAGAAGGGGAUUAUGACAGACAGAUGGAGGUAAGGUUCUUCUUCUAAAACCCCCCAGCCAGAGCCUUUAUUUUAGAAUUGACUGUGAAUAAUAGCAUUUGUCUUGGGAUAAUUUUGCUCAGAGUCACAAGACUGCUGUGUAUUUAAAAAUACCAGCUCGAUUUCUCGCUGGUCCGCCCAACAGUUAACACUGAGUCAUUAACUCCAGUGAUAAAUCAUAGGAAAUCAGUUCUCUUCAGACAACUCUUAAUGUAAUAGCCCAUAUAUCUGAAGAUUAACUUGACACUCUGUCCAUGUCAAUGUUGAAAUAUGAGAUGGAUUGUACUGAGGCGGUAGGUGUAAUGCCUUUAUUCAUGUUGCAUGUGAUAAAACAAUGACACAUCUCUCUUUAUGUUGAUGUCUGACAUGUUUUUCAGCUGUUUUUGUCUGUUGGUGGUGCAUAGCUGUGAAUUAUAUAAAAUAAACUAGAA